ACCAGACCAGAGGUCUGUGCCCUGGUAAAAUGGUAUAAUUUACCAGCAGUAGCUAUGUAAUGCAUUGAUGCCUUAUUAGGGACGUAUGGGGGAAAAUAUUUUAUGUAAAAUUUGGUGUGUUUAAUGAAAACAAAAUUGAUUUACAUGCUGAUUUAAAAACUUUUGUUAACAGAGAAAACAUCCAUCCAAGCUGAACGCCUUCAGUGACUUUAUAGCAACGCGAAAGCGAGCCCUGGAGCAACCAGAACCUCCAAGAAAGCAAGCAAAAAUCAGUGAUGUGAUGGCAGUGGGUGCAAACAGACGAGUAUCAAAGGCAAAGGUUGACAAGCUCAUGAUUAAUUUCAUUUGUGAAGGUCUUUAUCCAUUUUCUGUGGUUGAACAACCGUCUUUUAAAGAACUUUUGUUGACACUGAAUCCUCAGUGCAAAGUGAUUUCCAGACCCACUCUCAGGAGCUGAAUAGAGGGAGCUGCUAAUCAGAUGAAAAAAACUUUGAUGUUGCACCUCAGUAAAGUCAGCCAUGUUGCCACCACUACAGAUUGUUGGACAGCACACCAGCAAAGUUUCAUAGGAGUCACAGCUCAUUGGAUAGAUGAGGAAACCUUGGAGAGGAGAUGUGCUGCCCUUGCUUGCCAGAGGUUGAAAGGGUCCCACACCUUUGCUGUCCUAGCUGGUGCCCUUGAUGACAUUCAUUGUCAAUACAGAAUAAGAGGGAAAGUAGUAAGAACGACAACAGACUUUAUUAAAGCAUUCAGUGUGUUUGGUGAACAAAGUCAGCCUGAGGAAGCGGAGUUGGAGUCAGAUCAAGACUUUUCUGGAGAGACCAAAGCAGACUACCUGGACACAUUCACCAUCCUGGAGCAAGAUAGCAGUCUUGAGUACCAGCUACCACCACAUGAAAGGUGUGCAUGCCACCUAUUAAAUUUAGUCGCCAUAACAGAUGCUGCCAAGGCAGAAGAGAUGAAUGGUGCAUACAAACGGCUAUCACGAGCAGCCUUUGGGAAAUGCCAAGCAAUCUGGAAUAAGUCAGGUCAGUCCUACAUGGCAGCAGAAAUUGUGGAAAGUGAAUGCAAGUUCCCGCUCAUCCGGCCAACUCAAACUCGGUGGAACUCAAGAUACACAGCUCUGGAGAGAAUCAUACGGAUCAUACAAGAGAAGGGGGAGGAUGCUACCAGGAAUGUAUGUGAAAAACUCAAAGUGAAAAUGCUGAGUCCAGCUGAAAUUGCUUUCCUGACUGAUUACUGCACUAUGAUGAAGCCUGUGGUGAAGGCUUUAAACAUCCUUCAGUCUGAGACCAAUACACACAUGGGGUGGCUUCUUCCAGUGAUCUUCCAGCUAAAAGCUAAACUCAGCAGACUGGAGACCUCCACCAAAAUGUGUCUCCCACUCAUCAGAGCCAUUCAGGAUGGUGUCCAAAAGCGCUUUGGUGGGAUGAUGGAAGACCCUGAACUGAUUGCUGCUGCAAUCCUUCUUCCGAAGUCCACCUGGACUGAGAGGCCUGAUAUCAUAGAAGCAGGUCUGAUCUAUGUGAGACAAGACCUUGACCAGAUGGCAGAGGCUGGGGUGGAGCAAGUCAAGCAACAUUCAUCAGAUGAAGAAGACUUCUUUUCAAUAAAGUCCAAAAGGCCACAAGGGUUCUUCUUCUAAGAAGCAAAGCAAAGAUGUGGAGCCUUCAGAAUCUCCUGUUUACCAUCUGCAUUGCUCUGAUAUGUGUGACCAGUGCAGUGGGGGUGAUCCAUGUGACUGGAUAUCUGGGGAGUAAGGUUGAAAUUUCCUGCUCUUACGGUCCAGGUUAUCAAUCUUAUGAAAAGUAUCUGUGUAGGAACGACUGUGAUGACAGUGAUGUUCUUAUUACAACAUCGGAAUUAACAAAAAACAAAUACAAGACCCAUGAUGACAAAACGGCACGAAUCUUCACAGCAAUCAUCUCUGAUCUUCAUUCUACGGAUGCUGGGAAAUACUGGUGUGGAGUGAGCAAAAAUUGGAACGAUAUCUACACUGAAGUUAAGCUGGAAUUGGUACCAGACAGCUGCUGUGACAGUGUGACAAAAGUUGAAAGUUAUGCAGGAUAUUCAGUGUCCUUCAGUUGUCCGUAUGAGUCAAGUUACCAGAACAACCUGAAGUACAUCUGCAAAGGAACACGGCCCUCCAUAUGUCUGCAGCAGGCACUAAUCACCUCUGACAACAGAGAAAAUCCACGAUUCAGUCUUGAUGAUGAAAAGAUGUCAACAAAAUUCACAACAAAGAUUAGCAGUUUGACCCAAAGUGAUUCAGGGCGUUACCUUUGUGGCAUCCAAAGAAACUCUGACCUGCAUCUUUUUUGUGCUUUUGAGCUGAAAGUUAAAGACCACUGCUGUGAUACUGUGACCAAUAUUGAAAGUUAUGAGGGAUAUUCUAAGUCCAUCAAUUGCCCUUAUGAGAAUCAGUACCGGAACAGCCUGAAGUACAUCUGCAGAGGAAACCGGCCCUCCACAUGUCUGCAGCGGGCACUGAUCACCUCUAACAACAGAGAAAAUGGACGAUUCAGUCUUGAUGAUGAAAAGACAUCAAGAAUAUUCACACUGACAAUUAGCAGUUUGACCCAAAGUGAUUCAGGGUAUUACCUUUGUGGUGUUCAAACAAACUCUGACCAUGAUGUUUUCUCUGCUGUUGACCUGAAAGUCAAAGAGUGGUGCUGUGUCAGGUCAACUGAAAUAACAGGUACUGUGGGACAUCCACUAACUCUGCAGUGCCCUUAUCCUCGACAACAUCGGGAUAACAGGAAGUUCCUCUGUAAGGGAGACCACCGCAACAGCUGCAGAGACAUGGUGAUGAGUGAAAGCAGAUUCGCACUACGAGAUGAUAUUUAUUCCAGCUCUUUCUCAGUGAUGAUCACAAAGCUAGAAGAAGCAGAUGCUGGGACCUACUGGUGUGGGUCAGACUCACGGUGGAGAGUUGGAAACUACACCAAGAUUCAGCUGUCAGUCGAAUUUCUGCAGCAUACCAGCACUGUACCUUCUACAGUAAAAACUCCUGGAAAAACUGUACCUCCUACAUCAGAAAAUCUUGUAAAAACUCAAACUUCUACAAUGAAAGCUCUUGGAAAAACUCAAACUUCUAUAAUGAAAGCUCUUGGAACAACUCAAACUUCUACAAUGAAAGCUCUUGGAAAAACUCAAACACAAACUCCUGGUCAACCUGUUAAAGAUGCAGCACUUUAUGUUCCUUUCACCGUUCCCCCUGUGCUGCUGCUAUUGAUAGGCAUCCUUGUGGUUGUAGUUUACAAGUGGAAAUAUCACAAAGUAAAAGAAGAUGAAGCCAUCGUGGACAGAAAUGCACCCAAGGCAAAAGGUUUAGAGGAAGUGAUGGGUGCAAUGGACAAUGAUAUUUAUGGAAACCAAGAAGUUAUGAUGUACUCGAAGAAGCAGACCUCCAAACAACAGAGUGCCUGUGCCCAAUAUGAAGAUGAAGAUGAAGAACAAGACUAUGAAAACUUCACAACAUCUGAAGACAUCUACUGUAAUGAAAAUUUCCAUCUAGCCAAUAGAAAAUAAUCAGUGUAAGGAGUUUGGAAAGAAACACGUCUGGACUUUAGAGAAUUCCACCAAUUGCUCUUAGAACUAAAGAAGCUUCUCGGAUGAGAGAUAAAACGUGUUCAAGAAACUUCCAGAUGCUUUUCUUUCCAGCUCCUUAGACUGCGAUGACCUGGAUGAACCUUCACAGACAUAAAAUAAACAGAGUUUUAAUUUGAAGUCAAACUGUGGGUCUUACCUGUAUAGAGAUUAAUCUACCUGAUUGAUCAUUAACAGUUACACAACAAAUCUUAAUAUACAGUGAUCCAGCCGUCUUAUUUUCUCUGUGAAACUUUGUUGUGUUUACUGUUUUAUCAUCACUUCUUACUCUUUUUCUAUUAGCUUUAACUUUUAUUGCUUAGUGUUAACAGCAAUCUGCAGUCUUUUCAUGAAAUUGAACUCAAAUGCAAAUGACUUAAACGAGUGCAAAUUAAAUAAAUAAGCAAAGCAAAAUGAAUUCCAGUGUUGGACCAUUUAGUAAUAAGUUUUAUAGCACAGUCGUUUUUAAGUCUUUUGUUUAUUUUUGCCCUAUUUUAAUGUAAAUUGCCACAUUGUCAGAGUCCUUCAGUUCCAGAUAUUUGGACAGAAAUCGAGCAGUGAAAUGUUGAAAAGUUAUGUUUACUAAUUGCAAUUUUCAUGUAAUUUUUUUUCUGUUUGAUGCAACUGAAAUUUACCAGGUGCAGUGCUUUUAUUAACUGAAUUAUAUUCAUGGUAAUGCUGUAUUUAGCUUAAAUUUAUAAUAACAUAUUUAUAUUUUUAUUAUUAUUUUACAUUUAUAAUUAUUUCAUAUCAUUAGUUGACAUAAAUUAGCCUUUUGCCUUAGUAAACAAGAGCAUAGCACUAUAUUCCCGAGAUAUGUAAAGUAAAAAUAAAAUACACCAAAAAGAAAAGGAAAAGAAAAAUCCACAAAACUCUUGACCUGAUUAGUUACUCAAACUAAUCCAACCUUUUCUGAUUUGUAGAGAAUUUGUUGCUGCUUGACUAAAAUCAUGAACUUUAUUUUUUUCCAGCUUCUCUGAAGAAAAUUAAACUUGUUUUCAAAAGUUA
Molecule: messenger RNA, 4596 nt
Organism: Oreochromis niloticus (Nile tilapia)
Lineage: Eukaryota; Metazoa; Chordata; Actinopteri; Cichliformes; Cichlidae
Product: polymeric immunoglobulin receptor
Exons: 12
Coding region: 1660-3531 (623 amino acids)
Biological process (GO): positive regulation of microglial cell activation; positive regulation of ERK1 and ERK2 cascade; positive regulation of phagocytosis, engulfment
Cellular component (GO): plasma membrane
Molecular function (GO): transmembrane signaling receptor activity
Source: RefSeq, a predicted model, not a curated record